Messenger RNA from Scutellospora calospora, 241 nucleotides. The record is from the annotation of a GenBank genome assembly. Lineage: Eukaryota; Fungi; Glomeromycota; Glomeromycetes; Diversisporales; Gigasporaceae.
UUCCAACUUUCAUAAAUAUGGAGUAAUUGAUUUUGAAAAUUUGGAUGGCAAAAAAUCUCACGCAUUUACUGAAUUAUAUAAUAAUUCAAAACUGAUGAUCAAUUUAUAUAGUAAUGAACUUAAUCGUCGUUUAAAAGAAUCAACAACAAACAUUGUGAAUCAAGAUCAGUUAAGCAACUUUGGAAAGAUUUUGAGAAAUAUGGAAUUAUUAUGCUUUGCAAAAUCACCAGAAGUAGGAUGU